CAUUCAUCGCAUAGUCCUGUCGGGUGUUUCCCAUAACAUGAAGAGUUUUGUUUAGCUUGCAAUGUCCAGUCCUCAGUCUGUUUAUUAUGACUUGUUCCUUACCUUUAUUUCCCUUCUUACUUUCCAUACAUAUGUAUCAUGUACAGAUAUCAUUCUCCCACUGCUGCUGACAUUUUUUGCAUUUUUCAACACUAAACUCCUCCCUUCUUUUUUUGAUAAUUUAAUUUUGACGUCAACAUGUUCUUCCUUUGUUGCUUCUUUAUCCAGUCUGUCUGCUUUCUCAUUUCCCUGCACGCCCACAUGUGCGCUGUUAUUUGUUUGAUCACGUGACGUAUUUUUCUUAUGAGGAGAUAAGCCAUCGCUUCAGUAUUUGAUAGUCAAAACAACACUUUUAAAAAAGAGCACUUGCUUCAGAAAACGCAUAUGGAUCUGGAAAGGCAGUGGCAGGUAUAAGGAGGUUCUGAAUGGAGCGCUUCGAGAAGGAUUUAGUUGAUGCGCUGAAAGACAUCGUCGAGGCUGGAAACUGGCAGUGUGUGGGAGAGAAAUCUACAUUUAAGUCACCAUGCACGAAGUUUUACUCUGAUGAUGGAGAGCAUAUAGUCCUGGUGCAUACAAAGGAUGAUAAAUUCUGGGCUAUGGAUUCCUCUUGCCCACAUGAAGGGGGCCCACUUGAGCAGGGUGAUAUUGAGGAUCUGGGCAAUGGGAAACUGGCACUAAUUUGCCCGUGGCAUUAUUUUGACUUCAGCCUUGAAACUGGUUCCUCUUCCACCGGACUGCAGAACCAAGUGUAUGAUGUCCGUGUACUGGAUGGAAAAGUGUAUAUAAAUACCCAGAGCACACUGUCACUUUGUCCCAUCCCAGUGACAGAAAUACCCCACCAAGAUAGUCUGCCUGUGGAAAUAACUUCCUCAGAAAACACACUUUGCAUGUGGGCCACCAAAAUCCUUCACACCGCAGACCCACAGGAAAAGGUUUCAUUGACCAAGAUAGUGCAAGAGAACUGGGACAGAGGGAAAAUAACAGAGACUGGGGAGGCCAGCCCUCCCGCGCAGCCUAACAGAAAAGACAAUCUGACUGUUGUGGAGCCUGGAAAAAUCAAACGGGGCAAGGGUGGCACACUGGCGAGUAGGAUUGCUUUACUGCACUCUCUUGCUAAUAUAGAGCAGUGGGCGAUAGACCUGUCCUGGGAUGUCAUAGCAAGAUUCUCCACAUUUAGAUUGAGCAAUGGUGAGCCUUUGCCUCGCCAGUUCUUUGAUGACUUUGUCAAAGUAGCAGGAGAUGAAGCCAAGCAUUAUCAGUUACUAGAGCAAAGGAUUAUGGAGCUUGGCAGCUUCUUUGGUGCUUUACCAGUACACAACGGUUUGUGGCGAUCUGCAACAGAUACGUCUCAAGACCUUUUGGCGAGGCUAGCUAUAGUGCACAUGGUCCACGAGGCCAGAGGUUUAGAUGUGCACCCUCAGACUCUUUCGCGCUUCGCUGCUCAGGGAGACACAAGCUCUGUGAAGGUGUUAGAGGUGAUUUAUGCUGAUGAGAUCACACAUGUGGCUGCAGGGCUGAGAUGGUUCACAUACAUCUGCUCAAAAGAAGGACGGGAUUCCUUAAAAACGUUCCAUGAAUUGGUGAAGUUGCAUUUCAAAGGGUUUUUGAAGCCUCCAUUCAACACAGAGGGAAGAAGGACAGCAGGGAUGACAGAAGAGUGGUAUGUUCCUCUUGUCAAGCCCUCCAGCAGCUUACAGAAGACCUCCUGAUUGGAUUUAAUUUUAUUCAAAAAGAGAAAACCUGUUUUGCAUUCUGUAAAAAGUAGAGUGUGGUUACAUGAUCAUCAGAUGAACCCUUAUGGGUAAAGAAAUCACAGACUGGAUCUGUGAAUCCAGGAAUAUGUGCAUACAUUUUUUUUUUCCCACAGUAACCACUAUUUAAUGGUUUCUUUAAUUCUUGUGUAAGAAAUUAAAUGUAAUCAGUGAACUUUAAUUUAUUUUAUUUAAAUAUAUUAAAAGACAAAUAAAUGUUCUUAAAGUUCCACUAUUA
Messenger RNA from Cyprinus carpio (common carp), 2028 nucleotides. RefSeq lists its product as uncharacterized. The record is from RefSeq and is a predicted model, not a curated record. Gene Ontology annotation, molecular function: 2 iron, 2 sulfur cluster binding. NCBI's taxonomy places the organism in Eukaryota, Metazoa, Chordata, Actinopteri, Cypriniformes, Cyprinidae.